CGUGCGCAGCAGCUCUCAGCUAGUGGCGUCCAAUUCUUAGCCCCGCCCCGGUUUUUCCUUGUGCGUCACUAUGGAAUGUAUCAGUAGAGUGGGGAGAGAGCCGGCUCCUUCCUGUUCUGUCAGCAGCUGGAGAAGGGGCAUGGAAAAGGGCAGUCACACAGGGUUGAGAAAAAUGGAUUUGCACCAAGAUCAUCAAUUCAGCAGCCAGGAUCCACUUUCUAAAUGUCUCCAAGCUAAAAAGGAAUUGGAAUCUGCCAUUUCAGCAGUACUGAAAGCAGAGCAGCAAGUUAAGGAAAAUGGAAGAGAGUUGAAGUCUCAAGUCCACUCAUGCAUUAGUCGUCACUUGGAGUGUCUCCGCAGUCGGGAAGUAUGGCUCUUAGAGCAAGCAGACCUUAUUCAACAGCUAAAGGAGGAGGCAUUGCAGCAGCAAGUUCAGCAACUUUACUGGUUGCUGGGGCAGUUCAAUUGCUUGAUCCACCAGCUGGAAAAUCCUCACAGUAAUGAUCUAGUCAAUCAGAUUUCUGUUUGUUUGGAAAGGUUGGGUAGCCUUGCUCUUAAACCAGAAGAGUCCUCCACUCUAUACUUUGAAGCAGAUGUUCCCGUUCUGCGCCAAGCAAUUACUACAUUUGGAUCCAUUAAAACUUUGAAUUCUGGUGAAGAAAAACAAGUUUCUUCCACUGCUGGACCAUGCCCCUUUGUGAGUCAAAAUCCAUGGCUCAUGAAUAACUGUUUUGUUCCAGCAGCUGAACAGCGACCUGUAUCUGAAAUGUGGAAUACCCCGCUCUCUGAUUGGCUGCAGCAAAAGAAUUCAUCUAACAUCUCUCAGUGCUACACUCCAUACAUUCCAAGUCUUUGCACCCAGGACUGGCUUUUAAAAAACCAUGCUGAGGAGCCAAAUGAGGAGUUAAGAAAACUCAAACCUAACAUGGAAAAAAUCUGGGGUCAGCUGGGAGAACUGAACAACUGGUUGCUGCAGUCUCAGCAGAAGGAGGAUUUGAAACACAACAACUCCAGCUCUUCGUUCUCCAUAGAAAAGCUUGAAGAUGGAGACCUAGAUAGUCAAGAUCUAGAAGAUAUGGAUUUGUCUGAUUGGUUAAUAUCGCCUACAGUAACUGAAGAUCCAACAGAUGUGGCUGAAAAAUGGAGAGCUGUUUUUAAAGCAUUUGAUGAAGAUUACAAAAUAAGUGACUGGCUACAAAAAGUUGAAGCGUGUGGCAAUUGUUGUGGUGGUCAGACCUCAUCACUAGAGAUUGAAAACCUUGGUAAUCUUAAGUGCCUCAAUGAGCAAAUUGGAGGAAAGAAAAAUGUUAGCUCCAGCAAUGAUAUGUGGCUUUUGCAAUCCUCACAACCCGUGUUUAAACCACAAGAUGUCUGCAAAGCAAAUGAGCAAUGCUCUACCUUUGCAGAGUGUGUGUGUGAUGAAAGCUGUGAGAAAGAAGCUCUUCGCAAAUGGCUUUGGAAAAAGGAUGGAAAAGAUAAGAAUGGAGUACUGCAGAAACAAGGACAACAUCUUAAAAACCGUGAGCCCGAAAAGGCAAAACCUUCCAUUAGCAUGUGGCUCCAUCCCUGCAGAAGAGAUGCAGAAAGCCUAAGCAGUACCCAGAAGACAGAAGAGAGUGAUCCCUCUCUUAGGCAUUUGAUGAAUUUGCUUGAAACUCCGUUGAGUAAAUGGAUUGCAAAGUCUAGCCAGACAGAGGAAAAAGCAAGCAAGGAAAAUACACAAAGUAAAUGCAGCCCCCUAGCAGAAACUCUAUCGCCAUUCCAUCUGCCUCUGAAUGCUGCUAGUUGGGUGUUGCCCUCAAAGAACACUGAUAAGUUGGAAAAUUUAGAACAGUCUGCUAUAGAGGAUAAGUGGUUGCUACGUAAAAAAGCACAUGACUAUUAUGGGCUUCCUAGUGUCUGUGACCUGUUUGCUUGCAUGAAGCUAGCAGCUGAUAAGGAGCAGUGGCUAUACCGGUCUCCCUUGCAGAUGUGAUUUCCCUUGUGAACUCUAGAUCCCAAGCUGACAUUAUUGUUAAUGACGCACAAUCACCGAUCUUCGUGGCAAAUAAUUUUUCAACAUGCUUUUUUUUUUUUUUUUUUUUUUGCCAUAAAGAUUGUGUACUUUUAGCAUGUAAAAAUAAUGUGACGUUUGAGGUGAAGCAGAUCCCUUAACAGACUGUGAACUAUUUACUACUGAGAGUUAGUAACAUAAGUAAAACUGCACCGGACCCUUCAGCACUUUCUAGUUUCCAAUACAGAGAUAAUUUUUCAAUCAUCAGAAAUUUAAAAUGACACAGUUCCCUCUAUAAAGCAGAUCAUUUUCUUCUGCUUCAACAUUUACUUUUGUGGGAAAAACUUUAGGUAUUUGAAUUCCAGCUAUCCCUCUGCUUAGUAACAUUGCAUUGAAUUAAAGAGAUUUUAUGUGGUCCUAAACUAUUGCCUUUAAAUUGCUAAUAUUUUAUAUUUCCCUGCCAAUUUGUUUAUUUUCAUGAACCUUGUCUCCAAAUGGCAUUUUUUUUAAAUGAGACAUUUUAAAGCAUUAGAUCUGCAGGUUUAGCUUAAAAUUGCUCAGAUGUACAGACUUCUGGUCAUGUGAUUUUAUUUUUUUAAAACUUAAUAUUGGUAGGCAUAUACGUCUGUUCAGUCAAGACUUUAUCGUCAUGACCUUAAUCAUUUUUUUAUGCCUGAUCAUAAAUUUAGCCAUUUGAUUAUGGCUUUCUCUUGUUAAAAGGGUGAAUUUGUACUGUUUUAGAUUUCUCUUUAAAUAAAAACUAAUCUAAAUGAUUGAACAAAUCUGAGCUAAAACUUCAGAGACAACAGUAGGCACUCUCCACAAUCCAAUAAUGUCUCAUCAGUGGAAGUUGUUGAACAUUUUUUUCAUAAGGAAAAUGAGAAGUAUGGUAAAGUAACCAUGCACCUCAUAAAACUCUUUUAUGGUCAAAAAAAUACAGAUUUGUCAUUUUUUUAAAACAACAGUAAUGAUAAAUCUAGAUAUGUGAGAAAUGGACACAUUACUCACCUUAUUGCCAAAUUCUUACCUGUAUUUGCUGAAAUUCCAUUUUCUAUGAAACUUGACCAGCAUAAACAGUAGGGUAAGACUGUAACAAUGUAUGGUUACAGCAACGUGCUAGAGCUCUAUGUAUUCUGGGCUUUUUGCUGGAAACAUAAAUGUUCAUUUUUUUUUUUUUAAGUAUGAAGGCACAUCUCUGCUUUUUGGAACUUUCAUUUUUUUUUUUGUAUGUUAAACUGAUAUUUUUCCUUGAUUUGAAGUCUAACCUCUGAAACCUUUGGGAUUUAUCUUACACCUUUAAACAUACAUUCAGUAAGUUUGCUGGAGGAAAUCUCACUUUAUGUUUAGCUUUUUGCACAGACUAAUGGGAACAUGGCAAUUGCUACAAAGGGGGGGUACAUUUCAAACUCGUCUUAAAAGGGUUAUAGCCCUUUUUCUAUACAGAAUAUCAAUGUCACAGAUUCCUUUCAGCAUAAAUGAAUGAGGGGUCUGUCAUUUCUCUGGGUUGGUUUCCAUAAAAGUGAUUCCAUAUGUCUCAUCUGUUGCACAAAUUGGACUGACUUAUGUUUAGCAGAUCUGCGGAGUAUUUUGGCUAAAACCAGAGGCGCGUAGCACCGGAACCAGUAUUUGUGGUAAACCUUUUAACUGGCAGACGACUUCUUUAAAUUAGUGAAAGGACUCUAACAUCAAAUUUGAAAUAAAAAAACAAACAAACCUAUUUCUAAUUAGAAGAGAUGUAACCCCUUGAAUUGUUAUUAACCCUUUUUGCGCCACUUCUCUUUGAUAUUGGUUUGCCAAUAUUUACAUAGCAAGGCCCAUAUGAAAGAGGAACCUAGCGUGUAUGAUGCUGGCAUAUAAAUACUGUUGUGCCAACACCAUAGUUUGUACAGCUAGGGCAACUAAAAGGGUUAAAGGAGGCACACUGCUUAUUAGUCCUUGAUCUUGGGUAUAUUGUUCCUGUAUUAGACUUAGAUAGUUCUUUUCUUUUGAAAUAUGAAAGUGAAUGCCUUAGCUGAGUCAGUGUUGCAUCUGCUGUAUACACUUAUACAUUACUAUAUGCAGAGGAGUGCAAUCCCUAUUUAAUGGUCUAUUUAAAGAAAAUAAAUGCAUUGUGUUUGUUUUUUCUGGAACAUCUGACAGCAUGCAGGAAUACGUGUAGCCAAGUUGCUUUGGAAGCUAUUAUUUUAUUUGUUUUUAAUGUUUAGCUUUUGAAUCUAUAUUUUUUUUUUCAGUGCUUAAUGUCUGUACCCAGUUUGUUAAAGGGGGAGUUCACCUUUAAAGCAACUUUUCCGUUGGUCUCCAUUGUUUAUUUUGUAUGUCAUAUGAAUCGUAAGAAUUCAUUCCCUUUCCAGCCUGCAACUAUGCUACAUGGUUAAGAAUUUCAGAAUAAUUUUAAAACACAUAAAAAAUGGAAGACUGAUUGCACAUUGUGUUUGAAUAGAAUGCAGACAGUUUUAAGGUGAACUGUCCCUUUAUGUAAUGGGGUAUGCCACCAAGGUGCAUACAAAAUGUAGUUGAUAUGACUUAAUAUUGACCAGUAUAAUCUGCAACAAAGUAUUACUUUUUUUGUUUUAAGAUGCAACAAUAUUAAUGUUCAACCAUAUUACUUAAGCUAGCAAUACAUUUAAUUUCAUAUGUCCCAUUAAAGAUUUAACAGCAAUA
Xenopus tropicalis (tropical clawed frog) is the source of this 4654-nucleotide messenger RNA. RefSeq names its product nuclear receptor coactivator 4 (gene ncoa4). Lineage: Eukaryota; Metazoa; Chordata; Amphibia; Anura; Pipidae. Gene Ontology annotation, biological process: positive regulation of DNA-templated transcription; intracellular iron ion homeostasis. Gene Ontology annotation, molecular function: transcription coactivator activity. The coding region runs from base 71 to 1975 and encodes 634 amino acids. The record is from RefSeq and is a predicted model, not a curated record. The transcript is spliced from 10 exons.